AUGAAGUUCGUUCUUGCCAUCGUUACCCUGGCCUGUGUGAGCUUUUGUUUCUGCCGUGCCGGAAUUCAAGUUGGAAACCGAAAGUUAUGUGCAACGCCAAGCAAUCCAAUCAACAUUAACAUCCACGCCGCUAAAUACAGAGACGGUGUUAAGGCUGAAAAGGGCGCGAAAGGUGACUCCGGAGCCAAAGGUGAAAAGGGAGAUGUUGGGACAUCUUCUUGUAACUGUCGUUUACAGGAUCCGAAGAAACCUUCCGCGCACAUUGACUCCACUAAUCGAGGAGAUGUCACUUAUAAAGUAAACGAAGUUGUUAAAGAUUGGAAUCUCAAGUCUGCCUACAGCCAUCUUGCAGGCGGUAUGAAGUACCAUGACGGGAAACUGACAGUGCCCAUCUCUGGACGGUACUACAUCUACGAACAAAUUUACUAUCGCGGGUAUAGAGGGAAACCCGUAAGGAUUUCUCUCCUUGUUAACAACAAAAUCGUCGCUAUGGUCCACCCAACACACACGACACGAAACGCAGACUUUGCACAUUCGACAGGCGGGGUGUUCUACCUUAAAGCUGGAGAUGUCAUUACGGUGGCGGCCACACAUUGGGCUGGGAUAGCUUUCAUGCACACGCACCACAGUUUCUUUGGCGCAUUUUUGAUCUGA
Messenger RNA from Orbicella faveolata, 654 nucleotides. Its product is annotated as tumor necrosis factor ligand superfamily member 15-like. Lineage: Eukaryota; Metazoa; Cnidaria; Anthozoa; Scleractinia; Merulinidae. Gene Ontology annotation, molecular function: tumor necrosis factor receptor binding. Gene Ontology annotation, biological process: immune response. Gene Ontology annotation, cellular component: membrane. The record is from RefSeq and is a predicted model, not a curated record.